UGUUGUGUAUAUUGCAAACCAUAUUAGAAAGUUAAGUUAGAUGACAAGAAAGUAUACUUAUCUACAGAAUCUGGUCUGCUGCCAUUGUUUUCAUUCGGACUGGUUUAUGAGAGAGAGAGAGAGCUUAGCCAAGACGAUUUUCAUAUCCCGCGUUAAUGUAUGCUUCCGUCUUUCAGAAUAACUGUUUCUUCCAUCAAAGACGAAAUUACAGCAGAAGCCAUUAUCAUGACGAGGCGAAGCAGUGGACGCCUUCAAGCUAGAGCUGAAAAUGGAACCACGCAUACAGACAAGGUAGCAAAAAUUAAAAAGCAAUGCAGCAGAAAGAAAACACUAACCAAGAGGCUAAAUGGUGAAACACAGAACUUGCAAGCCCAAGAGGCAGUGUGUAGAGCUCAGGUUCUCAUGGCAGCCCCCAUGGAGGGGCUUCAGGACUCAUUUGGCCAGUCAAGCUCAUUCCAGCGUGCUCGGCCAUCUCCGCUGCCUGAACUCAGUUGGGGAAGGUCAGAAGAUGUGUGGAUUAAGAUGGUGAGUAAGGAGAUGACAUACAAACACAGCAAGACCUGCAUGGAGAGGCAUCCCAGGCUCCAGCCCAAGAUGAGGGCUGUCCUGCUUGAUUGGCUCAUGGAGGUGUGUGAGGCAUAUGUGCUUCACAGACAGACGUUCUACCUGGCGCAAGACUUCUUUGACAGAUUCAUGCUCACCCAAGAAGACGUGGAGAAGGAGAGGCUGCAGCUUAUUGGCAUCACUGCACUCUUCAUUGCCUCCAAAAUUGAGGAAAUAUAUCCACCUAAAAUUAUGGAGUUGGCCUAUGUCACAGAUGGAGCGUGUCUAGAAGAGGAAAUCCUACAAAUGGAACUUAUUAUGUUGAAAGCUUUAAACUGGAAUCUCUGUCCUGAGACAGUUGUUUCAUGGAUGAAGCUCUACAUUCAGAUGGCAUCAAUCUAUGACUUCACUAAUCUACUGGUGCCACAGUUUUCUCAGGAGACUUAUGUACAGAUCACACGGCUUCUAGAUUUGUGCAUCCUUGAUAUCAACUCAUUGGACUUUAAAUAUGGAGUGCUGGCUGCAGCAGCAUUUUGCCACUUCAUAUCAUUUGACAUCGUGCAAAAAGUAUCAGGUUUGACAUGGGAGGAUUUGGAAGGAUGUGUGAACUGGAUGGCCCCCUUCGUUGAGGUCAUGAUGGGUUAUGACGGCGUGAAGCUCAAACACUUUGCUAAAGUUUCCUCUGAUGACAGGCACAACAUUCAGACUCACAUUGACUACCUCUCAAUGCUGCAUGCAGCGCAGAAAAAAUGCACUAUUCGCAUGGAUGGUGUAUUUCCCCCAACACCACCCAGCAGCACUGAGAAAUCCAGCACAUCCUGAGGGAAUCAGCACCUGCCACCAGGUUGCAAAUACCAGUUUCACGUCUUUUAGGCCCAACAGCUACUGUACCAGGCUGCCUGUACCCUUCGGACUGGGACAUGACUAAUGCUGUAAAACAUGGGUAGGAAAACUUGUAAUAGUCCAUGACCUGAGCAACGUCCAGUAGCUGCAAUGAGUCUGGCAAAGAUAUAUGCUCAGGUUUUGUGGGGUGGUGGUGGUUUGGGCUUUUGUUUGUUUUUUAUAUUUUCUGUCCCCAUAACCCUGAUGGUAGCUUUCAGAAAUUGCUAAGUGUGUUUUUUAAUUACUUGGUUCAUUGUGUGGUAAAGCUGCACCCUGAAGCUUUAUGCUCAAUAUUGAAGUUUGAAACCACGAAGUGAUUUAAACAUUCCUAAAAGGCAGUAUAAUUAAUAAUAUGCUUAAAUGUCUUGGGGCAUGCAACCUAAGUCUAUGAAAUGUAACGGUUCCAUGGCCUUUAAAACCAUAUACAUCCACACAAAAUGUGCAAUACAGUAUACUAUUUUAACUACAAAAAUGGGUUGUAAUGGUACUGCAAAAAGGACCAAACUACCAAAUUUAGUGUCUUAAAAUUACAUUAAUAUUGAUUAUUCUAUCUGAACUCCUGCAAACUUGACUUUCUUGUGUGAAGUAUGUACAGUAUUUGAUAAACCUGUGUACAGAAUACAGAAUCUACCUAUUUCUAAAUGCAUUGCAAAUAAAAUAUUUAUGAUUGUUACCCCAAAUCCCCAGUUAGUAAUUGCUAGGUCUAGCAGGGCAGUUUUUUUGGUGCAAGAGAAAUUUGGAAGACAGAAUGCAUAAAAGUGUAGCCAUACCUACGUUUACAACAUUUAUAAACAAAUUUACUGCUAGUAAACAGUUCUUCCUGAUGUCCUUGUGGUGCCAUUUCAGCAAUUUCUGAUUUGUAGCUUAUUUUUAAAAUGUGGCUAUAGUUUCAUCAUAGAUCUUUAAGUCUGUCACUUUUUUAAAAAGAAAUGCAAAAAUU
Molecule: messenger RNA, 2365 nt
Organism: Electrophorus electricus (electric eel)
Lineage: Eukaryota; Metazoa; Chordata; Actinopteri; Gymnotiformes; Gymnotidae
Product: G1/S-specific cyclin-E2-like
Source: RefSeq, a predicted model, not a curated record